UGCACCCUCCCCGACACCAUGAGCUACUACGGCGGCUACUACGGAGGCCUGGGCUGUGGCUGGGGCCUGGGCGGCCUGGGCUGCGGCUACGGCCUGGGCUGUGGCUAUGGCUGUGGCUAUGGUGGCUUUGGUGGCUACGGCGGCUACGGCGGCUACGGGUACAGCUGCUACCGGCCCUGCUGCUAUGGGAGGUACUGGUCCGGCUGCUACUGAGACACCUGCCGGGACUGGACGGGCUGAGCGGGCCCCCCGGCCCCUGCCCCUCUGAGAAUCUGGAGAGAUGGGCAGCCCUGGGCCCCUGCGGUGGCCUUGGACCUCAGCACCCAGCACCCAGCACCCAGCA
Molecule: messenger RNA, 343 nt
Organism: Myotis myotis
Lineage: Eukaryota; Metazoa; Chordata; Mammalia; Chiroptera; Vespertilionidae
Product: keratin-associated protein 20-2-like
Exons: 1
Coding region: 19-213 (64 amino acids)
Source: RefSeq, a predicted model, not a curated record